AUGGGCUCUAGCAAGGAUUUUGAAACGCCGCCCGGUAUUAUCCAGCCGUUGGACGACGGAGAGACCACAGAGCGCGGUUCGGAAAAUGGGCCUACAGAUUCAGAGAAGCCCAAGCACGAAGAGGAGGAAUUCAAAGAAGGCGGCUAUGGCUGGGUCGUGGUAGCUGCUGUCUGGCUGAUCUUGGCUCACUCUUUUGGCAUCAAUUCAAUGUUUGGCGUAUUCUUAGCCUUCUAUCUCGCCCAUGACCAUUUCCCAGGAGCGACGCCGUUACAAUUCGCUUUCGUCGGAGGCCUCAGUUUUUCAGUUGCUUUUAUCGUAUCUCCAUUCGCCACAAUCCUAUUCAACAAAGUAGGCCUAAGAGCGACUGUCAUCAUGGGUGGGCUGUUUAUAUCUGGCGCCUAUGUCGGAGCAUCUUUCGCGAAAACUAUCUGGGAGCUCAUUCUCAGUCAAGGCGUGUGUUAUGGUAUUGGUAUGGGAAUUUGUUAUACCGCAACUGCCGGCCUGGUUGCCAAGUGGUUCAAGAAACGGCGAGCGCUCGCAAAUGGCAUCGCAACAGGCGGCACAGGAUUUGGCGGCCUUACAUAUUCUCUGGCGGCAAACGCCAUGAUCCAACGCAUGGGAAUUGCUUGGACAUUCCGGAUCAUGGCCAUCAUAUGUUUUGUUGUGCUGAUAACCAGUGCUCUUUUCCUCAAAGAUCGCAACCACGGCACAAAGGUUUCCGCCACCGCAUUCGACUUGAAGCUUUUCAAGCUGCCUGACUUCUGGUUGUUCUUAGGAUGGGGAUGGUUAUCUAGUCUUGGCUAUGUUGCCGUCGUCUUUUCUUUAUCGGAUUAUGCCCAACAAGUUGGAUUUUCUGCGCAGCAGGGCUCUCUGGUGUCUGCGAUGUUCAACCUUUCGACUGGCAUAGGACGUCCGAUUAUCGGUUUCAUGGGUGACAGAUUCGGCACAAUUCGAAUCACUACACUUGGAACAUUCAUCUCCGCCUUAUUCACAUUCUUCAUCUGGAUUUUUGGCGGUAAGUCCUACGGCGCGCUCAUGGUGUAUGGAUUAUUGGGAAUGUUUCCCAGCAUCAUGUGGGCCACUUUUGCGGUGAUGACAGCAUCAAUUUUUGGCCUUGAAAAGAUGCAACCUGUCAUUUCUCUUUCAACCCUGACAUUAGCCUUACCGUAUACUUUUGCGGAGGCGAUUGCUCUAAGCUUGAAGAAGCCCGGCAGAGACGGCUUUCUCGACGUACAAGUCUACGCUGGCGCGAUGUUCGUUGCUGCUACCAUUUGCUCCCUAAUUCUUACUAUCAAGAAAGGUGAAUUAUACCGCAGAGGAAAGAAUGAUUAG
Messenger RNA from Trichoderma gamsii, 1332 nucleotides. RefSeq names its product major facilitator superfamily transporter. NCBI's taxonomy places the organism in Eukaryota, Fungi, Ascomycota, Sordariomycetes, Hypocreales, Hypocreaceae. Gene Ontology annotation, molecular function: transmembrane transporter activity. The coding region runs from base 1 to 1332 and encodes 443 amino acids. Gene Ontology annotation, biological process: transmembrane transport. The transcript is spliced from 8 exons. The record is from RefSeq and is a predicted model, not a curated record.